AUGGCUGAAGGACUGGCUACAUGGGAUCCCAAAGUACCUCAUUUACGAGGCGAGCCAACUGACGACUUAAUUGAACUAUAUCGCCGAUGGGGAGAGGGUGGAUGGGGUAUGAUUGCUACCGGCAACAUCGAUACGUCUUUUGAUGCUUUAGAUGACAUCGGUGAUAUGAUUAUCACUACCAAAUGCGAAUUUCGUGGACCACGCUUUGAGAAAUUCCAAGAACUGGCCAAAGGAGCAAAGGCCCAUGGAAGCUUCAUCCUUGGCCAAAUUAGUCAUCCAGGAAGACAGGUUCAAUAUCGUUUGAGCAAAGAAGCCAUAUCCGCGUCAGAUGUGCAACUUGAGCCAAAGAUGGACAUGAUGUUUGGAAAACCUCACGCUGCUAGUAAGGCAGAAAUAGAUGAAAUAGUUGAGGGUUUCGCAUAUGCUGCUGAGUACCUGGAGAAGGCUGGUUUCGAUGGAGUUCAACUUCACGGGGCGCACGGUUACCUCAUCUCACAGUUCUUAUCUAGACGAACAAACAAACGAACGGACGAAUAUGGAACUCAGACAGUCGAGAACCGCCUACGCUUUAUUACUGAUAUUGCUAGAGCUAUCCGUAAACGUGUUUCGCCUCAUUUUAUCGUCGCAUCCAAACUCAAUAGCGUUGAAUUCCAAGAUGCAGGAGUGACGGCGGAAGAGGCUCAAGAAGUUUGCAUAUGCCUUGAGCGAGAGGGGUUUGACUUUGUUGAGUUGAGCGGAGGUAACUACGAGAGUUUCGGACUAAAGUGGGAAAAAGAGUCGACACAAAAGCGCGAAGGAUUCUUUCUGAAAUGGGCAAAGAUCAUCAGUGAUGGCCUGAGCGAAGACAGCAAGCUCAAGCUGUAUUUGGUCGGCGGUCUUCGGACAACCGCUGCGAUGCUGGAAGUUUUAGACAUUGUUGACGGGGUUUCGUUUGCGAGACCAGCAGCUGCAGAACCCGAUUUUCCUCUCAAGGUAUUGAAAGAGGGCGUCACAGGAUCUAUUAAGCCAGUGGACGGCUACGACAGCAUUGGCGGCAACUUUGCUGUUGAUCUCGGCAUAGCAAAGGCGCAACUUACACAAACUGCUCGUGGCUAUGAGCCAAUCGACUUGAGUGAUGGAGAGGUUGUGAAGAGUUUUCAGCAAGACAUUGAUAAGUGGUGGAAGAAUGUGGUGGCUGAUGGUGAUAAGCUCAAGUAUAUACGUGCGCCUGAAUAUUCGGGCCCGCUGAAGCUACACGAGUAG
Molecule: messenger RNA, 1242 nt
Organism: Trichoderma aggressivum f. europaeum
Lineage: Eukaryota; Fungi; Ascomycota; Sordariomycetes; Hypocreales; Hypocreaceae
Exons: 3
Coding region: 1-1242 (413 amino acids)
Molecular function (GO): FMN binding; oxidoreductase activity
Source: RefSeq, a predicted model, not a curated record